AUGAAGCUCAACAUCUCCUACCCGGCCAAUGGGUCGCAGAAGAUCAUCGAGGUCGAUGAUGAGCGCAAGCUCCGUCCCUUCAUGGAGAAGCGCAUGGGAACUGAAAUCCCCGGCGACUCCCUUGGUGACGAAUUCAAGGGCUACCUCUUCAAGAUCACCGGUGGUAACGAUAAGCAAGGUUUCCCCAUGAAGCAGGGUGUUCUCCUUCCCACCCGUACCCGCCUUCUGCUUGCCGAAGGCCACAGCUGCUACCGCCCCCGCCGCACCGGAGAGCGCAAGCGCAAGAGUGUCCGUGGUGCCAUCACCGGUUUCGACCUUGCCGUUCUCGCCCUGAGCAUCGUCAAGCAGGGUGAGGGUGAGAUCCCCGGUAUCACCGACACCGUUGUCCCCAAGAGACUCGGCCCCAAGCGUGCCACCAAGAUCCGCAGCUUCUUCGGUCUCGACAAGAAGGAUGAUGUCCGCCAGUUCGUCAUCCGCCGUACCGUCACCCGCGAGGGCAAGAAGGACUACACCAAGGCCCCCAAGAUCCAGCGUCUGGUUACUCCCCAGCGUCUCCAGCGCAAGCGUCACCAGAGCGCCAUCAAGCGCCGCCGCGCUGAGGCUUCCCGCGAGGCUGCUAACGACUACGCCAAGCUCCUGGCCGGUCGUGUCCACGAGGAGAAGGCCAAGCGUGACGAGCUCCGCAAGCGUCGGGCGUCUUCGAUGAGAAAGUAA
Molecule: messenger RNA, 714 nt
Organism: Aspergillus melleus
Lineage: Eukaryota; Fungi; Ascomycota; Eurotiomycetes; Eurotiales; Aspergillaceae
Gene: RPS6
Product: 40S ribosomal protein eS6
Exons: 6
Coding region: 1-714 (237 amino acids)
Biological process (GO): translation
Cellular component (GO): ribosome
Molecular function (GO): structural constituent of ribosome
Source: RefSeq, a predicted model, not a curated record